AUGGAAGAAACACUUUACGAAAAACCAUCAAAAAUUAGAAAAAUUGCAAAUAAUUGUGUAAAAUUAAUUUUACAUGAUUUCAUUAUUAUUAAUCAGUCAUCGGAAGAUGUUUCCUCUAAUCCUGCCAUGAUGAUGAUUCAUGAAAAAUUGAAGUGUCCACGUAAAACCACUACAUUUCAGCCAUGUCUUGUUGAUGAUUCAAUCAAAUACAAAACUUGCCUCAAUUGCAAUUUCACCUUUCCUUGUGAUGUGAAAAUUUCAUAUCGAACUCAAUUAAUUAUCGUCACCGAUGCUGAGAAUAGGAGAAUUGUGUUUUUUAAUUUGGAUACACUGGAAUAUAUCAAUGCUUUGGUUACACCUGGUUUGAAUCCAUUCUAUUUAUUGGUGGAGGAAGAGGAGAAUUCAGAUAAUCUCUUUGUGAGUGGGAGUAUGGAUGCAAUUAUGAAAAUGAAAUUGAAUCAUGUCAAUUCCAAUUUGCCCCUAGCUCAGCUUUUGUGGUUUUCACAGAAAAUGUUUAAAGAUCCACAGGGAUUGGCCAUUCGAUAUGGAAAGGAAGGGAAUUUUAUAUACGUGUGCGAUCGGUUCAAUGAUCGUAUUGUAAUUAUGAAAGCUUCUGAUGGAACUCUUGUGAAAACCAUAUCCUCCAUCAAGGUUUUCCAUCCACUCACUCUAGAAAUUGAAAUUAACUCAAUGCUUGAACCAUUUGCAAUUACAAUGGAUGAGAAUCGUGGUACAAUCUUGAUAGGUUUCAAAAAAUCUCUACUACUUGUCUCGGAAGAUGAAAGUGACAGUUUUACACUCUUGAAAACUCUGAAUGCUGAUGUAAAUAAUCACUCUCAUCUUUUACUUGAUAAGGAGAGUAGAAAUGUAUUGAUUGGAGAUGAAGGAAAUCAUAGAAUUUCAGUUUUAAAUAUUGAUAGUGGACUUGUGGUGAAAUCAUUUGGAAAAUUUGGUAAGGAUGAUCCUUUCUCGUUUGAUUGUAUCACUGGAUUUUGCUCUGAUAGGAGAAAUGGUUCUGUAUUUAUUUCAGAUUGUGAAAAUCAUCAAAUUAAGGUGUUUGUUAGGGAUGAAUUAAAAUAA
Messenger RNA from Naegleria gruberi, 1080 nucleotides. RefSeq lists its product as uncharacterized. Lineage: Eukaryota; Heterolobosea; Eutetramitea; Acrasida; Naegleriidae. The record is from RefSeq and is a predicted model, not a curated record. Gene Ontology annotation, molecular function: protein binding. The transcript has a single exon. Bases 1 to 1080 code for a protein of 359 amino acids.